Molecule: messenger RNA, 5197 nt
Organism: Salvelinus fontinalis (brook trout)
Lineage: Eukaryota; Metazoa; Chordata; Actinopteri; Salmoniformes; Salmonidae
Product: protein mono-ADP-ribosyltransferase PARP12-like
Exons: 12
Coding region: 1773-4892 (1039 amino acids)
Molecular function (GO): NAD+ poly-ADP-ribosyltransferase activity; metal ion binding
Source: RefSeq, a predicted model, not a curated record
GUUUUAAUAAGUCUAAUACUGCGGGUAAUGGAGUCGCCAAUGAUUAGGGUUUUCAAUUUGUCAGAGCUAAUGGUGGGAGGCUUCGUCGUCUCAGACCCCGUAACGGGAGGAGUAGAUACAAGAGAAGGCUCGGCCUCUGACUCGCUGCUUAAUGGGGAGAAACUGUUGAAAGUUUCUGUCGGCUGAAUGAGCGACACCGGUUGAGCAUUCCUACAGCGUUUCCCUCCAGAAGCCAUGAGAAAGUUGUCCGGCUGCGUGGACCGUGCAAGGGGAUUUAUACUACUAUCUGUACUUACUGGUGGCACAGAUGCUGUUUCAUCUUUUCCUACACUGAAAUUACCCUUGCUUAACGAUUGCGUCUGAAACUGGGCUUGCAGCACAGCUAUCCUCGCCGUAAGGCGAUCGUUCUCCUGUAUAUUAUUAUUACAGCGACUGCAAUUAGAAGGCAUCAUGUUAAUGUUACUACUUAGCUGUUGGAGGUCCUGACGAACCAUGUCCAGAUAAAGCGUCUGGAGUGAAAAAGUUGAAUGAAAAAAAGUUGAGUGAGGGAACAACUAAAAAUAUAAACAGUAAUUAAAAAGUAAAACCCGUAAUUUUAUAAACAUGUUGCGUUUAUAUUGUUGUUUAGUAUACAUAGUGUAGUGCAGAAAACAUGGUAAUGAACUACAAUGACCAUAAUCCAUUCCACGCCUGCUUGUCCGUGUUUCUUUUAUGCUUGCUACGUAAAAGAGACAGAAGAAUGCAUGAUCGAGAAGGAUAGAUAGCAGUUGCUACGCAAAGUAUCUCUACCUGAAAAUACAUGAUCUAAGAGAUUGAUAGUUGAUAUUCAGCAGCCAAAUAUAUGCCUCUUUUACUUUGAGGAACUACUAUAAUUGUGAUUUUGUCAGACACCAUAGGCAGCAGCUCUGUAGAAAUUAGAUGAUAUGGAUUAAAUAACGUCAUCAAAUAAAACAAAUGUAAUAUGCACAACUGAAAUAUUUAUAAACUAAUGUGAAUAAAUUGUCGAAUAAUAAUUAAUAAUGAUAAGCAGUAAAUGGGCAGUCACUAUCAUCAUGGAACUUUUAUUAAUUGUUUUAUUCUGUGUUGUUCUAGCAUUAAUGCAUAGUUCAUUUCAUGUUUUAAAAAAAUAACAGAAACCAAAAUCGAAAACCGUGAUUAUUAUUUUGUAAAUAAUCAAACCAAAACCGAACCGACCUCAAAAAGCACUAAUCAUGUAUCCAUAUAAUUAUCCAUAUAUGGCUCUGGGGUAAUCCAAUUUAUACAAUUAAUUGUGUGUGCGUGUGUGUCCCAUUUGGCCUUUGCCUUAGUUUCGUUUUUCUUUCGUCACAAAUGAGUAAGCAAGGGUGUAGCCAAAGACAGUUCAGUAUGAAGAUAGGCAAAAACCUCUUCUCCAAUAGAAAUCCCAGAUCACGCUUGUAUGCGAUGUCAUGGCGACGUUGGCUAGCUAAACUCAUGCGGAAAAAUACGUCAUCCGGUUUAAAGUUGUUUUUGACGAAAAUGAAAACGUGUCAGUUUGACACUUUCACGAGUUCUGAGUAAUAACAUAUUCAACUACUUACGGCAUUGGCUCGAGUAUAGGUUGUGCCUUUAGAUUUAGAGAAAAUGAAGAACUAAGGAAGCAUAUUUCACUUCAAACCCCGGCCUGGUCUGCUUGGUCUGUUUCACAAGCGUUCACUUUAGUCUCGCGAUGUAGCGCCUCUGGUUUAGAAAUUCUGUGGUGUGGCGGUAGCCUGUCCUGGACCAGGCACAACAGUUGUGCAAGUCAUUGCGAGAUGGAUCAGCAAUAUUUAUUAAAAGUAAUUUGCUAUCACCAGGGAGCACUAAAUUAUGCGGAUCUGGCAGAUAUCGGGUGCGGGGAAGAUGUUAUCUGUGCCCUUGAUGAAAACGAGGAAUUUUCUAUCGCGUUGUGCAAUGGAAACAAAAGCAUUAUUGCGAAAACUAAGGUUAGACGCUGCAAGGCUCAGCAAUGUGAUGGCUGCAAUGAUUUACACCUGUGUAAAUUUUAUUUAUUUGGGGACUGUAAGAAUAGUAGGGGAAGACGGACAUGCCGCUUCGGUCAUGACCUGAACUCCGAACACAACUCCAGAGUUUUAAGAGAGUAUAAACUUGAGACGCUGAGUAGACAAGAAAUCCGGCAGUUGUUGUUACAAAAUGACAACUCUCUCCUUCCACCGGUGUGCAGCUCUUAUAACAAAGGCGCCGGGCCUUAUGGCAACUGCCCGGAUCAGGAGGGGUGUACAAGACUUCAUGUGUGUGACAGGUACAUCAGAGGAACCUGUUCCUCGGGAGCCGACUGCAACAGGUGUCAUGACUUCUUCGAACCCCACCCACGGAGGACCCUAAAGCAGAGGGGAGUGCCUAAUGAUCUAAUGGUGUCCAUGUUGUCCACCUACCGGAACAUCCAGGCCAUGAAAAGUGAAGGUGCCAGCGGUGCUGCUUCUAUCAACAGGCCCCAGAGCUGUCCUCAGAGAAAUACAGUGAGGAAUGAGAUCUGCCUGUUCUUUGUCAAGGGGGACUGCAAACAAGGAGAGAAAUGCUGGAGAGUCCACUUCAAAAUGCCCUACAAGUGGGAAGUGAAAGAUGGACAGACUUGGUCAGCUCUGCCAGAAAAUGAAGUGAUUGAGAGAGACUUCUGUGACCCUUCUAAGAUACACAGUGAGGGAUCAGACUGUGUGGAUUUCGACUCCAUGAGCCUUGGAUUCAGUGAAGUUCGCCGUCUCUCCACAGUUUCCUCUGUGACCGAGCCCACAUUCGUACUCACCACAGAGUGGGCGUGGUUCUGGGAGGACGAGUACGGCAAAUGGGUCCAGUACGCAUCCAUCAAAGAGAUGCACAGAUUGUCAUCCAUCACCAGUGAAGACCUUGAGAAAAGGUUCCAGGAGGAUCAAAGUGCUGUGGUGAAGUUCACUGCAGGCCAGCAGUCUUAUGAGCUGAGUUUCAGAGACAUGACGCAAUAUAACGAAAGAUUUGGUACUAUAAGGAUGGUCAGACGACGUCCUGUCUUUGUUUCAACUGUGGACGCACAAGCUGCAAGAAGCAGGCGAAAUGGACCACGCAACCCCUCUCAGAAUUUCAGAGCUGUUCCUGGAUUUUGGGACAAGUCUGCGAUACCUGACAUUGGAUACAAGACAGUCACUCUUCUGAGUUCUGACAGGGACUAUCAGAAGGUCCAGAGACUUUUCAACAACACCAUGAGGGGCUUCCAAAUCACCAGCAUCGAGAGGGUCCAAAACAGGGACCUCUGGGAAGUCUUCCAGUGGAAAAGAGAUUUAAUGAAGAAAAACAAUGGAAGUAAAAACAGCACGGAGCUACAUCUCUUCCACGGAACGGACCCAAAACACGUAGACGCCAUUUGCAGAGAUAACUUCGACUGGAGGCUGUGUGGAACCAAUGGAACUGUGUAUGGCGAAGGGAGUUACUUUGCCAGGGAUGCCAAGUACUCACACAGCUACACCAGCCACUCAGGAUUGAGAUCCAUGUUUGCUUGUCGGGUGCUUGUUGGCGACUACACACGGGGGAACUCGGACCUCCGUCGCCCCCCUCCAAAAGGCGAGGGAAGCCCGACUCUCUAUGACAGCUGUGUGGACAAUGUCCUGAACCCAUCCAUAUAUGUGGUGUUUGAAAAGCACCAGGUGUACCCCGAGUUCCUCAUCAAAUACGAUGAUGGCGUCAUGCAAUUGUCCUCUUUGGCUCCAGCUCCACCCAAGACUGUCUCUAUCCAAUCCACUUCCUUAACCCCAACAUCUAACCGGAUUCAAGCCACAGCUGCUGCUACCACAUCGAAGAGAGAUCCAUCCACUUUGAGUCCAUCUAAAACUGCAGCCACAACUUCCUCUAAUCCAACCGAUUCUCGUCCCACUUCGUGUUUAGUCCAUGAGUCUUGCCCAAAACCUGGCCAAGCCCCAUUGAUAUUCAGUCAAUCUCCCAUGAAGCCAGCCCCAAGUUCUCAAUUGGUGGAUACCACCCUAGGCUCAGAUUUCAAUCCCUCAUUUGCAAACCUCUCUCGCACACUCACUACCCCAGCCAGCACCCUCUCUCGUACACUCACUACCCCAGCCAGCACCCCCCCUCGUAUGCUCACUACCCCAGCCAGCACCCCCUCCCGUAUGCUCACUACCCCAGCCAGUACCCCCUCUCCUACACUCACUACCUCAGCCAGUACACCCUCUCACACACUCACUACCCCAGCCAGUACCCCCUCUCACACACUCACUACCCCAGCCAUUACCCCCUCUCUUACACUCACUACCCCAGCCAGUACCCCCUCUCACACACUCACUACCCCAGCCAGUACCCCCUCUCACACACUCACUACCCCAGCCAGUACCCCAUCUCACACACUCACUACCCCAGCCAGUACCCCCUCUCACACACUCACUACCCCAGCCAGUACCCCAUCUUAUACACUCACUACCCCAGCCAGUACCCCUUCUCACACACUCACUACCCCAGCCAUUACCCCCUCUCCUACACUCACUCCCUCAGCCAGCACUCCCCCUGGCAUACUUUCCCCUUCAACUGGCACCCUAUUUCGGGCUCACACCCGCUCAACAACUACUACUCACACUCUCUCUGCCAGCAGUACCUCUCCCCCACUAUCCCCUUCAUACUCAUUGAGCACACCUUAUCACACACUUUCUCACUCAUCAUACACCCCCACUUACACACAAACUCCCUCACGCACUUCCCCCUCCACGUCAAGCAAUUCUCCAAGCACACUAUCCCCCUCAGCAAGCAACCCAUCUCGGGUGCUCUCUCCCUCGGCAGGUGCCUUCUAUCGUCCACUAUCUACCACAACAAGCACCACUAGAUCUCCUCCUGUGUCACUGUAUAGUGUUCCAACAGCUCAAAGGAGGGACACCAAAGAAAAAAACAAAUGCCUUCUGCAAUAACUUGCCUUUGUCAGGGUGGAGCAGUAAGUUAAUAGAAAGUUUUGAUGGCGAACUUCAAAUCUUCAAAACAGAAAAUGUAUUAAAAUUAUGAAGGAUAAUGCAUUUGCAAAUUAAAUAUGUAGUAUAGCUGUGUAUCUUUACCUGUAAGGGGCUUAACAAUAGUAAAGCUGUUCACAACGAACCAGACGUUUGUAAUUUGAUGAGCAUGUUUCCUUUACUCAGGUCUGCUGACACAGUCGAUACAUUUGGUAAAUGAAACAAGUUUGAUUUCUGUGUUUUAAACUCAUAAAACCAUUGAUUCUGGA